AUGCCGAAUGAAAUUCAAUUUCCGCUGCGAACAAAAGAACAUGCACAGACAAGGCUGGAGACGGAAGACUUUCCUAGGCAGCACUUGACGCUCGAUCGAGAAACUCCAAACAUUCGACUAGCUAGGCCAACGGAUGCCUCUGAUUUGGAACAACUUGCCCAGUCCGUCUCCUUGAAGAAUCUCAAUAAGUCCAAUCAUGUGAAAGAUGGAUUUUUAGUAUCUGGCUUUGAAGCCAAGGAAUAUUCCAAAUUCAGUCGAGACGCUGAGCAUUUCCUUGUUCUACAUGUACGAGGGGAACUGGUUGGUUUUCUGCUGGCAUACGGGUCUGAAAAGAUCACACAAGGAGAAGAGCUGAACAUGCACAUCAAGACGACAAUGUGUGACAAGUUUGUUCUCAUCAAACAAAUAUGUAUAUCCCCACAUCACAAACAUCGAAGGAAAGGCUACGCAUCCAUUCUUUACAAGGAACUUUACGCUCGAACUACCCAUUAUUACGAACACGAAGGAGGAUUAACGCGUGCCAUUUACGCCGCCAUUGUCAAGGAGCCUGCCAAUCCUGCCUCUUUGGAAUUUCACACCAAGAUGGGAUUUAUCAUGCGAGAAAUGUUUACUCCCCAAGCGGAUGGGCGGCCUCGACACAUCUACGAAAACAAGCAGCCAUUGACCUCUCUGGAUCAACUGACUACUAUGGAAACCAAAUCCGAGAACGACCCCAUUUACGAUUACAGGGCCAUGAUGGAUCCCCAUUGUGUGGGGAUAGGCAUCACCAUUUAUUCGAUUGGGCCACCCGAUAUUACUGGAAACUUUCAUUGCAACGUGCGAACAAUAAUGAAAUGGAGGCAACCAGGUAUCGAACUGGUGUAUCCAAGAAAGCUGGAUGAUCCAUCGGCUCGUACCAACAUUGAUAUGGUGGCACACAAUCAGUCGGAUCGAAAUAUAGUCAGGCUACCACGCUAUGACCUCAACAAAGACGAAGUUGAUUUGCACCAGAGCUAUGCGUAUAUUGAUAGGAAGGAUCCGCCCGAUGUCAUUACAUGGCAACAAGUUUUGAGGGGAACCUUUCUUUCGGGUCUGAGGAACGUGAAUGAGUUUCCAGCAGACGUGCAGGAGCUUGACCUAGUGUAUAGAAUGUGGGACAACGAUCCAGAUGAUCGAUGCCGGUAUUUCCGGCAGCUUCAUUAUGCUGACAACACUGCUUGGCAAUUGUGCAUCAAGCGGCCAAUCAAGGCAGUAGCUUUUACGUUCCUGGCGCCUACCGCCAAAAUUGAAGUCUUUGAGACAAGUAAAACCAGUCGAUAUGUCCUUGUCGUACCAGUCGCCCGGCAAACCAAAUACUACUUGCGAACUGUGGCUCUCCCGAUCAUAAUGAUCACUUCCUUGAAUAUUGCCACCAAUGGCUUUGGAGAAUUUGAAGAUCAAGCUGGUCUGAAUGCUAGUCUAUUGCUGACUACCGUCGCCUACUUGUUCAUUACGAAAGAUGUGACACCGGAAACCUCACAAGUGACACAUUUGGAUAUUAUCACCUACACGGCGCUCUUUGUCAGCUGGGCAUCGAUUCUCAUUCGAUAUCUUUCCUUGGCUGUAGUGUGGAAUGAGACUUUUUGGGUUUCGGAAAAGACAAUAUCGUUUGGUCUUUGUGCCUUUGCCGUUGGUAUUCAAAGUUCCCUCUCUUUGUACCUAUACAUCAAACACAUACGGUUGAUCCAACGGUCGGAAAUGCUUGGAGAAUGGGAGCCAUUGAAGCAGUAG
Cylindrotheca closterium is the source of this 1749-nucleotide messenger RNA. The record is from the annotation of a GenBank genome assembly. NCBI's taxonomy places the organism in Eukaryota, Bacillariophyta, Bacillariophyceae, Bacillariales, Bacillariaceae.